This is a messenger RNA of Triticum turgidum subsp. durum (durum wheat), 1413 nucleotides long. The record is from the annotation of a GenBank genome assembly. NCBI's taxonomy places the organism in Eukaryota, Viridiplantae, Streptophyta, Magnoliopsida, Poales, Poaceae.
AUGAUGAAGUUCGUGAGGGCGUGGCUGCUAGGCACCCUGGGGCUGGCCGAGCUGCUCGUCAUCGCGGUCGUCCACCUGACCUACGGGUUCUACCUCUUCACCACCGCCGUCCGCCGCGACCUCUCCCGGCUGGCCGGCGCGCCGAAGAACGCCGUCGUCGGCGACGGCCAAGCGGAGGCCGUGCUCGACGGCGCGGUGCCGCCGAUCGUGCUGGUCCACGGCGUCUUGGGGUUCGGCAAGGGCAGGAUGGCCGGGAUGUCGUACUUCGCCGGCGCGGAGGAGAAGGACGACCGGGUGCUAGUGCCCGACCUGGGCUCGCUCACAAGCAUGCACGACAGGGCUCGGGAGCUGUUCUACUACCUGAAAGGAGGCCGGGUGGACUACGGCGAGGAGCACAGCAGGGCGUACGGGCACGCCCGCUUCGGCAGAGCAUACGACCGCGGGCACUACCCAAUGUGGGACGAGGAGCACCCAGCCCACUUCGUGGGCCACUCGGCCGGCGCGCAGGUCAUCAGGCUCCUGCAACAGAUGCUCCAUGACAAGAUCGGCAACCACCUCCCUGAUUUUAGCUACGAUAAUCCUACACCUACGUGCCCGCUACGAAGACCUCUUUUAAAUAACAGCUACCGGAAUGAACUGGCAUUUGACGGCUACGAGAACACCUCUGAGAAUUGGGUGCUGAGCGUCACCUCCCUCUCUGGCGUGCUCAAUGGUUCCACGACAGCCUACCUCGGCGGAAUACGUCCAGAAGAUGACCGGUCUAUGAGCUUCGUCUGCCUCGCCCAGAUCUACCGAGUGGGUACCACCAUCUACCACUGGCUCGACAUACCCUGGCUCAAGCGCUACUAUGACUUCGGUUUCGACCACUUUGGCAUGUCUUGGCACACAGUCGGUGUGUCAGGCCUACCCAGCCUACUUGCUGGCACGUCGGGGCCGUUCGCCACAGGAGACUGGAUUCUACCAGACCUCACCAUCCAGAAUGCCACGAGGAUGAACGCCGAUGUGCGCACGUUCCCUAACACGUUCUACUUCAGCUACGCUACCAGGCGGACAACCAAGUUUUGUGGCGUCACCGUGCCGUCCGGUGUGAUGCACAUUCACCCUCUUGUGUUCAUACAUGUCAUGCAAUUGUGUCGGUGGCGCCACUUUGCCUCCGAGCCCCCUUGCAAAGAUUACAGGGAUGAAGAUUGGGAGGAUAAUGAUGGAGCGUUGAACACCUUCUCGAUGACACACCCUCGGAUUCCAGUAGAACAUCCGAGCCUCUUAGUAGAGGAUGAUUCAAACCGCCAUCGACUUCAACCAGGAAUCUGGUAUUACAAAAUCGUGGAGGCGGAUCACAUGACGUUUGUGAUCAACCGGCCCAGACGGUGUGUCCCUAAAGGUACUUGUUGGGUUGGCGUAUUUCGAGAUUAG